CAUUUUAUAAUAAUGCAUAUUGGACUAAUUAAAAUUUCCAGAUUCCACAAAAAUAAUUUAAAAUUCCACAAGAUCACAAUUUUGAGUUCUAUAUAUAGUUUGUCAUCCUUCCCAUUUUUUUCCCAUCAACUUAAGUCCCCAAUUGAGAUAUAGAGUAAGAUAGGAAGAAAACAAAAUGGAAGCCUUUUCUACAAAGAUCUUUCUAAUAGUUUUUGCCUUUAGUUUCAUCACAUACUCUAUCCAAGCAAAUGAAAGCCAACAAUCCAACACAUUAUUCAUUAGAAAUUCUUGUAGUUCAACAACUUAUCCAAAAUUAUGUUACACUUCCCUAGUGAAACACGCCGAUUCCAUUCAAACAAAUCGUGUACUCUUAACAAGCACGGCUUUGAACGUGACUCUUGCAUCAGCAAAAUCAACAUCGACUUUCAUGUCAACUCUCGCUAAAAGCCAUGGACUGAAUCCGAAAGAGGUUGCGGCUAUGAAGGAUUGCAUAGAAGUGCUAAGUGGAUCCGUUGAUGAACUCCGAAGGUCUAUCGAUGAGAUUAGUCGUCUUAGAACUUCAAAUUUUGAACUAACGAUGAGUGAUAUACAAACUUGGGUUAGUGCUGCUUUGACGGAUGAGAACACUUGUACCGACGGAUUCCAAGAGAUUAAUGCAACGGGGAAUAUUAAGACAAUAGUUAGAGGGAAAAUUGUCCAAGUAGCUCAAUUGACUAGCAAUGCUUUGGCUUUGAUAAAUAAACUUGCUACUUCACAUCCUUAAAGUAGCUCAAUUAAGGUAUAUAUUUUUUGUACGUAGCUUCAAAAUUGGAGUAUUAUUAAUGUAAUUGGUGUUGUAGUCUCAAGUGAUGUAGCAACAAGUUGGUGUGUUUCAAAUUAAUUGUGUAAAAGAUUGUAAUAUGUAGUAAUUAGUUGUUGAGAUUUAUGGCAGCACAAGUGUGUAAAUUUGGCAUGUAUAAUAUUGUAAAUGUGUAACAAUUAGUGGUUGAGAUUUAUGAAAUCUAAAUUCCAAACCAUUUUAGGAGCCA
This is a messenger RNA of Trifolium pratense (red clover), 1028 nucleotides long. RefSeq names its product 21 kDa protein-like. Gene Ontology annotation, biological process: negative regulation of catalytic activity. Gene Ontology annotation, molecular function: enzyme inhibitor activity. The record is from RefSeq and is a predicted model, not a curated record. NCBI's taxonomy places the organism in Eukaryota, Viridiplantae, Streptophyta, Magnoliopsida, Fabales, Fabaceae. The transcript has a single exon. Bases 176 to 763 code for a protein of 195 amino acids.